GCCAAACUUCUCGGCGGUCCUCAAUAAAAAAGCGGGUCUGAGGGGUACCCUUUGGGUUUAGGGCUUUGGAGAAACUCCACAGCGCUCAGUUUUCGAGCUUUGAGAUUGGUCUCAGAGCAUUGUCAUUGUUUCAGACUGUUAGAUUCAUGGCGAUGGCGCCCCGGUCCAUGUGGAAUACCCUCGUGCAGUACAAGGGUUUCUGGGAUCGCAAUGGUCGACAGCUAUUUUCGAGCAACACUGGGAACCAGAAGCGAGGGCCUGUUAUGAGUAAACCCAUGGUAUUUGGGGUGGAAAAUAUUAUUGCUAUUUCCUCAGGGAAAGGAGGAGUUGGCAAAUCAACUACCGCAGUGAAUUUAGCAGUAGCGCUGGCUAUGGAGUGUAGACUGCGAGUCGGCUUGCUUGAUGCGGAUGUAUAUGGUCCUUCUAUCCCCACUCUAAUGAAGCUUGAUGGACGCCCCCAGCUCGAUUCAGAGUCAAAGAUGAUACCAAUGGAAAACUACGGUGUGCGCUGCAUGUCGAUGGGGUUGCUUAUGGAUAAAGACUCUCCAGCUGUCUGGAGAGGGCCUAUGGUAAUGAGUGCAUUGGAGAAGCUUGUACGGGGUACCGCUUGGGGAAAACUUGAUAUAUUAGUAAUUGACAUGCCUCCUGGUACCGGCGAUGCUCAAAUUUCCAUCUCUCAACGGCUUCCGUUAGCUGGGGCAGUGAUAGUCUCAACACCACAAGAUAUCGCACUGAUAGAUGCCCGAAGGGGUGCAAAUAUGUUCCGUAAAGUGGACGUUCCUAUACUGGGUCUUAUUGAAAAUAUGAGUUAUUUCAAAUGCCCAAAUUGUGGUGAGCGGAGUCACAUAUUUGGUCAUGGAGGAGCUCGUGCAACUGCGGAGGAAAUGGACAUGAACUUUCUCGGAGAGGUACCAUUGAAUGUUGAGAUUCGACAGACUUCAGACGCUGGCAGCCCCAUAGUAGCAUCAGCACCAAAUAGUGAAGCAUCCAAAGUCUACAGGGGUAUAGCAGUGGAAAUAGCUUCCAAGUUGAAGGACUGGGUAUCCUCAGGUGUGGGUGCCGGACCCCGCAUAACAGUAGAGUAAGCUGUUCUUGCUUGUGGAAGACACCUUUGGAAUCUGUAACUAGCAUGUUUUUUUUGGUGCUGGACAUAAUAUGCCAAGGAACUGACUACCAUUUAUUCAGUCAGAGGAAAUAAAAGUUAAAAGGAACCACUGCUUCUUCGAA
Messenger RNA from Physcomitrium patens, 1227 nucleotides. Its product is annotated as iron-sulfur protein required for NADH dehydrogenase, mitochondrial. Gene Ontology annotation, molecular function: ATP binding; ATP-dependent FeS chaperone activity; 4 iron, 4 sulfur cluster binding. Gene Ontology annotation, cellular component: mitochondrion. The record is from RefSeq and is a predicted model, not a curated record. Gene Ontology annotation, biological process: iron-sulfur cluster assembly; mitochondrial respiratory chain complex I assembly. Lineage: Eukaryota; Viridiplantae; Streptophyta; Bryopsida; Funariales; Funariaceae.